Molecule: messenger RNA, 612 nt
Organism: Dichotomopilus funicola
Lineage: Eukaryota; Fungi; Ascomycota; Sordariomycetes; Sordariales; Chaetomiaceae
Exons: 3
Coding region: 1-612 (203 amino acids)
Biological process (GO): rRNA processing; translation; ribosomal small subunit biogenesis
Cellular component (GO): ribosome; cytosolic small ribosomal subunit; 90S preribosome
Molecular function (GO): structural constituent of ribosome
Source: RefSeq, a predicted model, not a curated record
AUGAGCUCGCCGUCCCUCAGCAAGAUCGCGGCUAACAGCCCGAGCCGCCAGAACCCGUCCGAGCUCGAGCAGGGCAUCGCCAGCGCUCUGUACGACCUGGAGAGCAACACCACCGACCUCAAGGUCGCUCUCCGUCCUCUGCAGUUCGUCUCGGCCCGUGAGAUCGAGGUUGGCCACGGCAAGAAGGCUAUUGUCAUCUUUGUCCCCGUCCCUUCGCUGCAGGGUUUCCACCGUGUCCAGCAGCGUCUCACCCGUGAGCUCGAGAAGAAGUUCUCGGACCGCCAUGUCCUGAUCCUCGCCUCGCGCCGCAUUCUCCCGCGCCCCAAGCGCUCCAGCCGCUCGCGCAACACCCUCAAGCAGAAGCGCCCCCGCUCGCGCACCCUGACUGCCGUGCACGACGCCAUCCUGACCGACCUUGUCUACCCCGUCGAGAUUGUCGGCAAGCGCCUCCGCACCAAGGAGGACGGCUCCAGGACCCUCAAGGUCAUCCUCGACGAGAAGGAGCGUGGCGGUGUUGACUACCGCCUCGACACCUACUCGGAGGUCUACCGCCGCCUCACUGGCCGCGGUGUCAUCUUCGAGUUCCCCCAGACCAGCGCUGCUGACUACUAG